CAUCACAUCUUCAAUGUGGGCUUCAAAGAUUCUUGGCUUCUCUCUUCUAUAAAUACCUCCUAUAACCUCACACUCUUUUCCUCUACCCUUUUUCUUCUGUCUUCCCCCUGUUUCUUAGCCCUGCUUUCUACUCUCUUUUCUCUUUCAAAAACGUCUCUAAAAAUGGAAAACAGCGAAGACAAGUUCCCACCAAACUUGCCCUCCAAAAUCCAGAAGCUAUCCAUUUCUGCUCAGAUUUGCUUGAGAAUUUUCGCUGUUGCAGCCACAUUGGCCGCAGCUUGGCUGACGCUCACUAACAAGGAAUCCACUCAAAUUGGCGUAUUUGUCUUUGAUGCUAGAUACAACUACUCCUCAGCCUUGAGGUUCUUCGCGUUUGCAAAUGUUGUUGUGUGUGCCUUCUCUGCGCUGUCCUUGAUCUUCCUGUUUGUUGUUUGUCGUUAUGGCUCGAACCCUGCCCACUUCUUCUUCAUGUUCCUGAAUGAUUUGAUGAUGAUGUGCUUGGUUCUUGCUGGAUGCGCAGCUGCGACUGCAGAAGGUUUCAUUGGGAAGUAUGGGAAUAGGCACUCUGGCUGGAUGCCCAUCUGCGACCACUUUGGCAGAUUCUGUAAGACAGGAACAGUUUCUGCGAUACUCUCUUACUUGGCCUUGCUGUUCUUGUUGAUGCUCACAGUCAAUUCUGCAAGCAACUCCAGGCAAAUUCACAAGUAGAUCUUCUUCCUAUCUCAAUCCAUAAUAAACAAGAUAGUCCAUAGUUUUUUUUUUAUUGACUAAUUUAAUAAUAUAUAUUAAGAAAAAUAAACAAAUAUUAAUACAAUAAUGUAUUUUAAUUUUUAAAAUUAUAAGUAGCAUGUCAUUCA
Manihot esculenta (cassava) is the source of this 857-nucleotide messenger RNA. RefSeq names its product CASP-like protein 1F1. The record is from RefSeq and is a predicted model, not a curated record. Lineage: Eukaryota; Viridiplantae; Streptophyta; Magnoliopsida; Malpighiales; Euphorbiaceae. Bases 163 to 708 code for a protein of 181 amino acids. The transcript has 3 exons.